AUGCUUGUUUAUUGUUUGAUUAUGUCCGUCACUUCAAGUUUCAUUGUUUAUUGUGGUUGGGCAUUGAAAAAGAGUUUACAAGAGGAAGGUAAAAGCACAAAGACGAGAAAUAUGCAGAAAGAGCUUUUUAAAGCAUUGAUCUUUCAGUUACUUGUCCCGCUUGCAACUGUUUACUUUCCCGUUUCGAUCUUCUUUCUCGCAGCGUUGCUCGGUGUAGAUGGCUGGGAUACUGAGAUUAUCACUAUCAUGGUGAUGUUCGAUCCAAUCAUUGAGCCGAUUGUCAUUAUUUACUUCAUCAAAUGUUACAGGAGGCCCAUUGCUCGUCUUCUUUGUUGCGGUCGACGUAAAGUGUGCGGUUCUUGGACGCAAGAAACAAAUCGCUACUCUACUGGAGAGACGGCGACAAAAACGAGUCGAAAUCAGAUCGCACCUGAUGUAUCACAAAGCAAAGAAGCUUACUCGAAUGCUUCUCUUCGGGGAAAUUCU
Messenger RNA from Mesorhabditis belari, 486 nucleotides. NCBI's taxonomy places the organism in Eukaryota, Metazoa, Nematoda, Chromadorea, Rhabditida, Rhabditidae. The record is from the annotation of a GenBank genome assembly.